AUGAUCUCCCAUUUCCUACGCCAUCCGUUUCAGGCUCUCUGUGAGCUUCUCACAAACCCGAGAUACUUUGGGGCAGUCGCUGCGCUCGUCGUCGUUGGCGAUGCCGUCCUUACGCAGCUCAUCGUGCGGUUCAUACCCUAUACCGAAAUCGACUGGGAAACAUAUAUGGCCCAAAUCGCAGUGAUAAUGAAGGGGGAAACCAACUACUCGAGGAUAUCUGGGCCCACAGGACCUUUGGUUUAUCCUGCUGGCCACGUCUACAUUCACCAGCUAUUGUACAAAAUCACUGACGCUGGCCGGAACAUGGCACUUUCUCAGCAAAUCUACGCCGGACUAUAUGUAUCUUCGCUGAUACUGACCUGCUGCAUCUAUCGCAAAGCUGGCGCGCCGAACUGGCUCCUGCUUGCGUUACCGCUCAGCAAGCGGUUGCAUUCCAUCUAUGUGCUGAGGCUAUUCAAUGACUGCUGGUCCGUGACCGCCGCUCUCGCGGCCGUAUUGGCGUACCAACUUGAAAUGGACGACCUUGCAGUGUUGUUGUAUAGCACGGCUCUAUCCAUCAAGAUGUCCAUUUUACUAUAUCUUCCCGGACUCCUCGUUCUGCUGUACAAGCGCCGCGGGCUAUUGACCACAUUCCGGCAAAUGAUAACAAUACUAUCAUUCCAGGCUGUUAUUGCUCGCACAUUCAUCAAAGCCGAUCUCAGUGCCUAUCUCAACGGCGCGUUCGAUCUGUCUCGUGUCUUCUUGUUCAAAUGGACGGUAAACUGGAGAAUACUGGGAGAGGGACUCUUCUUGGAUCGACGAUGGGCGGUGGGGUUGCUAGUGGGGCACGUUUCGGUUCUUGUUGCGGUUGGGUACCGUUGGUGUCGUCCUGAUGGUGGUCCACUUCCUACCAUUUUGCGAGGUAUCUCACGGCCCAGCACUCCAGCAGGACUGGUGCCAGUGUCCCCAGAUUAUGUUGCCACGGUUCUCUUCACGUCCAAUUUAAUAGGAAUCUUCUUUGCUCGGUCGCUCCACUACCAGUUCUACUCCUGGUAUGCACAACAACUACCUUUCCUGGUCUUCAAAACACACUAUGCGAUGCCCGUCAAGCUCGCUAUUCUGGUGGCUGUGGAGUUUGCAUGGAACGUAUAUCCGUCCACGAACGUCUCCUCUAGUAUUUUACUACUGGCACACAGCCUCUUGCUCGCUGGGAUUUGGCGUGUAUCAUAG
Messenger RNA from Pleurotus ostreatus (oyster mushroom), 1209 nucleotides. It is a transcript of the gene ALG3, whose product is annotated as dolichyl-P-Man:Man(5)GlcNAc(2)-PP-dolichol alpha-1,3-mannosyltransferase. The record is from RefSeq and is a predicted model, not a curated record. The transcript is spliced from 6 exons. Gene Ontology annotation, molecular function: dol-P-Man:Man(5)GlcNAc(2)-PP-Dol alpha-1,3-mannosyltransferase activity. Bases 1 to 1209 code for a protein of 402 amino acids. NCBI's taxonomy places the organism in Eukaryota, Fungi, Basidiomycota, Agaricomycetes, Agaricales, Pleurotaceae. Gene Ontology annotation, cellular component: endoplasmic reticulum.